Messenger RNA from Colletotrichum phormii, 732 nucleotides. RefSeq lists its product as uncharacterized. The transcript has 2 exons. Bases 1 to 732 code for a protein of 243 amino acids. NCBI's taxonomy places the organism in Eukaryota, Fungi, Ascomycota, Sordariomycetes, Glomerellales, Glomerellaceae. The record is from RefSeq and is a predicted model, not a curated record.
AUGAAAGACAAGUCAAACCUGACAAACGACGGAGGCGCCAUGUUGCUAAAGAAAGCUAAUGUCGGGCCAAUGUUCAUUCUCUUCGCAAUUGCGCAUGGCCGCAAAGACAUUCUUCCACCAAAGAUCUCCAUUGAGGAGUUCAAGGACUUAAUGGAGCACGCAGAGACGUAUGAGCUUAGGAACUGUGUGACGCGAAAGAUUGUUGAGAAUUGGUUACCCCAGCAGCACGAAAGGGAAAGGCCUGAGUCCGAGGCCAAUGUUGUCUGGACCGCCUGCAUUGCCAGAAAGGUCGGCGUCACGGAAAUCUACCACGAGACGAUUGCCAGACUCGCCCUCGGGUAUUCAGAUCUUAGCAACGAUGAAGCAAAUGUGCUGUCUGUGUGGGUGAAAAUUUACCCGGAAAUUCUAGACGACGUAAAGGAAUUUCGCCGAGCAGGCAUUUCGGCCACAAGAGGCCACCUUCUCAAGUUUCUAGACGCCGACUCAAAGGACAAAAUCUGUAUACACGAAGCAGCAUCCAAAGAGCAUCGCGAGGAAUGCAAUUCCAAAAUCGUUAACUCCUUGGAACAGGUUCUCAAGUCGGACGGACCUAAGUUCCCUGGCCUCGUCGAGGGAACGCCGAAUCAAGAAGGCUUCGUUGAUGAAAGAGGUCAAUACAUCGGGCAAAUUUUGAAGACAAUGUACCCCGCUAUCGAGGGCCACAUGUCUUGUGAUCCUGUCUUUAGGAUCUAG